AUGAAGUUCUCCGCUGGUAUCCUUCUUGCUCUGGCCUCUACCGGCCUCUCGGCUCCCACUGUCUCUCGCCGUGCUGAUCUCGAUGGUGGCUCAUGUGCCACCGUUGGUGCCGAUGGCAAGAUUCUGUCUCGCUGCGUCGGUUUCGAUGCUGCCAACGCUGCCACUGUCGCUCGCCGUGCCGAGCUUGACGGUGGCUCAUGCGCCACUGUCGAUGCUGAGGGCAAGAUCUUGGCUCGCUGCGUCGGAUUUGACCCCUCCAACGCUGCCACCAUUACCGCCAUUGCUGCCCUCGCUCGCCGUGCCGAUCUAGACGGUGGUUCUUGCGCCACUGUUGAUGCCGAGGGAAAGAUCCUCGCUCGUUGCGGCAAGAUUCUGGCUCGCUGCGUUGGUUUUGAUGCCUCCAACGCUGCUACUGUCACUGCCAUUGCCGCCUUGGCCCGCCGUGCCGAUCUGGAUGGUGGUUCCUGCGCCACUGUCGAUGCUGAGGGCAAGAUUUUGGCCCGCUGCGUUGGCUUUGAUGCCGCCAGUGCCGCUACUGUCGCCCGCCGUGCUGAACUCGACGGUGGUUCAUGCGCCACCGUCGGUGCCGAUGGCAAGGUCCUGGCUCGCUGCGUCGGCUUCGAUGCCGCUAACGCCGCUACUGUCGCAUAA
Pestalotiopsis fici W106-1 is the source of this 651-nucleotide messenger RNA. RefSeq lists its product as uncharacterized. The transcript has 2 exons. The record is from RefSeq and is a predicted model, not a curated record. NCBI's taxonomy places the organism in Eukaryota, Fungi, Ascomycota, Sordariomycetes, Amphisphaeriales, Sporocadaceae. Bases 1 to 651 code for a protein of 216 amino acids.